Trichobilharzia regenti is the source of this 510-nucleotide messenger RNA. The record is from the annotation of a GenBank genome assembly. Lineage: Eukaryota; Metazoa; Platyhelminthes; Trematoda; Strigeidida; Schistosomatidae.
AUGAAUUAUACUCAACCUGCAGCGAUACUCACCAGUGAUCCUGUUAUCUCUAAAAAUCUUUAUUCAUCAAUGAUAAUGAAUAAUUCAUCAAAUGUAAACAUGACAGUAUCAAAUAUGAAAAAAACAGAACCACGAUUAUGCGAUACAGUAAAAUUGAUUGAACAUUUAACAGAAGAGAAUAAUAAUAAUAAUGAUAACAGCAAUCAGCCAGUGGAUAAGGCGAAAAAACAACGUUAUCGUGAACAUCAACGACGUCAACGUGCUUCACUACAAUAUCGAAAUGCACACGCAGCUAGAGAACGUCAACGUGUUGCAGAAUUUAAUAAAGCUUUUAAAAAAUUGCAUAGUUUACUGCCUACUAGUGUUAAUACUACUAACAAUAACAAUAAUAAUAACAAUCAAUCGGGUAGACGUUUAUCUAAAUUACAAAUAUUGAGAUUAUGUUCUUCUUAUAUAUGUUAUUUAACUUGGAUAUUAUAUGGAGAUUAUUGUAGUUCUUCUUAUGUCUGA